AUGGGGGCGGACACUAAGAAGGAGAAGAUUAGGAUAUUGCAAGUUUCAAAUAUAUCUGUGACUGCCACUAAAGAUCAGAUCUUCACUAUGUUCCAGUACAUUGGGAGAAUCGAAGAAAUGAAGGUGUACCCUUCUGAUAUGAACAUCACCUCGUCAACGACUUCGAAGUGUGCCUUCAUAAAGUAUGAUGAUGAUCGUGCAGUGGAAGUUGGCCAGCAUUUGACAAAUACAGUUCUUAUUGAUCGAGCCAUUGUUUGCGCUCCUUAUCUUCAAAGUGUUAUUCCCGACGAAGCUACUUUCACGAGCACUGGAGGUCCCGUUACUGCAGGUCAACGCCAGCUGCCUCCACAUGUUGUGAACAAAAUUCAGAACCUGGAAGAUGGCACCUCUGUGUUGCUUACAGUGGAUCCACAAAUGGAAGCUCUUGGACUUCCAUCCUAUCCACCACUUCCUGGAAAUACCGACCUAGCAAAAGUGGAGGAAAUCAGAAGAACAAUUUAUGUUGGCAAUUUGCCCAAAGGUGUUGAUGGGCAAGCCGUUCUCGACUUUUUCAACAGCUAUGUUGGAGAGGCAAUGUGUUUGCUUUUCAGGAAAGCAAACGCGACCGUAGCUCAGAACGCAAGAAAGAUAAGGAUAAAGAUAAGAAGGAGAAAUCAAAGGAUACUAAGGUUGAGGAACUUGACGAAGAGACGCUACGAGAGCGACUGCUGGAAAAAGCGGCAGUACGAAGUGGAAAAGAUGGAUCUGAUAGCGAUCGCGAAAGUGAUUUGGACAAGAGUGAGGACAAAACUCCCAGUAGGAUCAAGAACGAAAGGAAACGAAGGCGCAGCGAUAGCGACUGAGUUGAAAUUUAUGUUGUCCUUGCGUAACGGAAUAAUUUCGGCGCGGUGGAUAUGUGCUAAACAAUUGGUGUACGCGGAAUAUGGCGACCCUGCCAAGGUAGUGAAAUUACAAACCAUUGACCUACCGGACAAGCCUCCGGCUGGACACGUGCAUGUGAAAUGGCUUGCAGCACCAAUAAAUCCAGCUGACUUGAACACGCUACAAGGUGUUUACCCAAUAAAACCACCUCUUCCAGCAGUAGCCGGUAAUGAAGGCUAUGGCCGUGUGGAACAGGUAUGCAACAAUUUGUCGCUCAGCGAGCUAGGAUCUCUAAACUUUUCUGUGUCCGUAGAGCUCUUGUUCACAACUAAUUUGUUCCAUCUAUUUCAGUUGCUUACAGUGGAUCCACAAAUGGAAGCUCUUGGACUUCCAUCCUAUCCACCACUUCCUGGAAAUACCGACCUAGCAAAAGUGGAGGAAAUCAGAAGAACAAUUUAUGUUGGCAAUUUGCCCAAAGGUGUUGAUGGGCAAGCCGUUCUCGACUUUUUCAACAGCUAUGUAGGAGAGGCAAAAUCCAAGCAUUCUCGAGUUGCGAUAAUCAAACCGCAGGCUAAAUCCGCUGACCAGGCAUUGGAGGAGGUCGAAGAAGCAAUUCGCAUGGGAAAGAAUGGACGUUCGCGCUCACGUUCACCACUGCGUCGUCGUAGAACUCCUUCACCGUCACCUCGUCGCAAAAGUAGAUCGCCUCGACGUCGCAGAAGUCGUUCUCGAUCGAAAUCGCGUGAACGAAAAAAGAGUAGAUCCAAGUCUCGGGAGCGAAAGCGAAGCCGGUCACGCGAUAGAAAACGCAGUCCAAGUAGACAAAGACGAAGAAGUCGAAGCCGUUUUGUGACAAUUCAGUUCUAUCAGCAUAACUCUCGAAACCUGUCAGCGCAGUGUAAACGUUUUCACUGUUUAGUGAUCGUCGCAGACGUUCCCGCUCACAAGGAUACUAAGGUUGAGGAACUUGACGAAGAGACGCUACGAGAGCGACUGCUGGAAAAAGCGGCAGUACGAAGUGGAAAAGAUGGAUCUGAUAGCGAUCGCGAAAGUGAUUUGGACAAGAGUGAGGACAAAACUCCCAUGUCCGUUGCAAAAGCUGGUCAAGGAAUAUGGAGAACGGACGGUCAUCACAAGGAAACUGAGGUGUUUCCGAUAGACAACGAAUUACCGAUGGAAGCAAGUGCUACUUUGCAGGUGAAUCCCCCAACUGCCUAUCGGAUGCUCAAGGACUUCGUAGAUUUGAAACCCGGAGACACCAUUAUUCAAAAUGGUGCAAACUCUGCUGUGGGGAAAGCUGUGAUUCAGAUAUGCCGGUUGCGUGGCAUUCAUUCGGUGAAUAUUGUUCGUAAAAGAGACAAUCUCGCUGAUCUAGUCAAGGAAUUGAAGGAAUUAGGAGCCGAUGAAGUAAUCACCGAUGAGCAGCUCGCUAAGGAAUACCGUGGGAAGAUCAAAGACGUGCGUCUUGCUUUGAAUUGUGUCGGUGGUAAGUCUACCAUGUUUCUUGCUGCUACACUUGGAUUUCGUGGUUGCAUGGUAACUUAUGGAGGCAUGAGCAAAAUGCCAUUACAGGCAACAUUGUUUCAGAUUCCAACAGGUCCACUCAUAUUUAAAGAUAUCCGUUUGGCAGGGUACUGGAUGUCACGGUGGUAUGAGCAACCUGGUAACACUGAGGAACGUAAAAAAAUGUAUGCCGAAUUGGGAGGAUGGAUCAAAUCGGGAGAAUUCCGCUCGCCAUCGUUCGAAAAGCGACGGCUUGAAGAUCAUGCCGCUGCUAUCGAAGCGGCUUCUGUUCAGUUCGUCAAAAAGCAGUUAUUUGUUAUGUCUGAAAGGUUUAAUGUGAAAUUGACGGUACUGCAGCCUAGGUCUUCCGAAAUGGCUCUCGUGGGUGAUGUGGAGCUGCGAAGCGUCGUGCGUGUAGAGCGUAUCGGAGCCCAUUCUCACAUAAGAGGUCUCGGUGUUGGCCCAAACCUCGAUCCCCAGGAUACUUCAGACGGUAUGGUUGGACAAAUUCAAGCAAGGAAAGCUGCAGCAAUUGUUGUCAAGAUGGUGCAGAGUGGUAAUAUUGCUGGAAGAGGUGUGCUCAUAUACGGUCAACGAGGCACAGGAAAAACUGCUAUUGCCAUGGGGAUUGCAAAAGCUCUUGGCAAAGAUACUCCUUUUGUGUCUAUGUCCGCUUCCGAAAUUUUCUCUGUGGACAUGAGCAAAAGUGAAGCUUUAACACAAUCUUUCCGCAAAGCUAUAGGAGUACGCAUCAAAGAGGAGACUGAGGUUCUCGAAGGUGAAGUAGUCUCCAUUGAAAUGGAUAGGCCUGCCACUGGUGUCGGACGAGUAAGUCGAAUUGGUCGUUCUGCAACACGUUCGCAUGAUUAUGAUGCAAUGGGACCGCAAACGAAAUUCGUACCAUGCCCUAAGGGAGAGAUUCAGACAACAAGGGAAACUGUACACACCGUUUGCCUGCACGACAUUGAUGUUAUCAAUUCCCGUAGUCAAGGAUUUUUAGCGUUGUUUACCGGAGACACAGGAGAAAUCAAAAGUGAAGUUCGUGAACAAAUCAACAAGAAGGUUGCCGAGUGGAGAGAGGAAGGUAAAGCCUCCAUCCAGCCUGGAGUACUUUUCAUCGACGAAGCUCAUUUGCUGGAUUUGGAAUGCUUUUCUUUCCUGAAUCGAGCUAUGGAAUCCGAUCUUAGUCCUUUGCUCAUAAUGGCAACUAACAAAGAGCGGGGUCUUGUUCGUGGGACUGAUGUUAUGGCAAAUUACUGUCUGCCACCCGACAUUGUUGAUCGCCUCAUCGGUAUUCCAACAAAGCCAUAUACGCCUGAUGAAAUUGGACGCAUUCUCAGUCUUAGGGCGGAUGAGGAAGGUGUGAGGAUGGAGGCUAGUGCGCUCACUUUGUUGAAAAUGUUAGUGGCAGAGACAUCAAUGCGGUAUGCAAUGCAGAUCAUCGCCCUAGCAGAUUGCCUGAGGGAACGCAAGAAGAAGCCAAUGGUAAGUAAAGAGGACGUCGGCGAGGCGUACAAGAUGUUCUACGACACCAAGAGGAGCGAGCAAUACCUGAAACAGAACUCGAGCAAGUUCCUGAUGUGA
Molecule: messenger RNA, 3948 nt
Organism: Ostertagia ostertagi
Lineage: Eukaryota; Metazoa; Nematoda; Chromadorea; Rhabditida; Trichostrongylidae
Source: the annotation of a GenBank genome assembly